Messenger RNA from Penicillium argentinense, 1629 nucleotides. RefSeq names its product autophagy-related protein 17. The transcript has a single exon. Bases 1 to 1629 code for a protein of 542 amino acids. Gene Ontology annotation, molecular function: protein kinase activator activity; molecular adaptor activity. Lineage: Eukaryota; Fungi; Ascomycota; Eurotiomycetes; Eurotiales; Aspergillaceae. Gene Ontology annotation, biological process: autophagy of mitochondrion; autophagy of peroxisome; piecemeal microautophagy of the nucleus. Gene Ontology annotation, cellular component: phagophore assembly site; Atg1/ULK1 kinase complex. The record is from RefSeq and is a predicted model, not a curated record.
AUGUAUUCCCAAUCAUCAUCAGCCUCCAUCCCUCGGGGUGACAACGAAUACAGCAAGCAGGACGCGUCGCCUACCCUGGAUACCCUUGUUUCCUAUCUUAUCGUAGCCAAACGCGGCUUAUCCUCUUAUCACUAUGUCUGGAGGGCCAACGAGAUCGUCACGGACGCCCGCACCGCCCUGGAAGAUAGCGUCGUCGCCUCGUCACGGACCACCUUUCUGCGCCGUGGCCUGAAUAGCCAGCUCCGCAUGCUUUACAAGGUCCGAUCUGAGGUGGCAGAGAUAUCCCGACGGGGUCGAAGUGAAUUUACGGAUGCGAUCCAUAGUCUGGAUACCGCCGAUGCCCGCCUUCGAAGUACUAUUAACCUCCUGAAGGAGACAUUUGUGCAUGCGUCCUUCAGGCCGAAAGACGAGGAGCCAAAGAGUCUGUAUGGCUUCCUAGAUGAGCGCGGUGUGGAGGAGUUGAAUACCGCGAUGAAGGACUCCAUCGACCGUACGAAUACCGCCCGGCGCGAUCUGGAUACUUCGAAUCAGGAGUUUGAUGAUGAGCUCGAUUCUACUCGGCAGGCACUCCAUCAGUACCGUUCAGCCACCAAGUUGGCCUCCUCUCGGGCCUCAGCAUCCUCUUCAUCAUCCUCAGCGUCCGAAUCCGAUCUUCAGGCCGUGUCACUCAUGCCCGGCAUGCUCCAAUCACUAGAAGAACAUGCGCGUAAAAUGGCAAGGAACUUGGAAUCUCUUGUUAACCACUUCGAUCUCUGUGUCAAGGUGCUCAAGCAUACAGAAGGCGGUGGUGCUGCUGCCCGGUCGAUUACGGGUGACAUUACCGAAGAUGUCAAUGCCGGAAAUGUCCUGAACAUCGAAGAAACAUUGGACGCACCUCAGGCCCCCAUCUCGGCUAAAGAGUACCGUGACAUGCUAGAGGUCAUUGUGAAUGACACGCCAGUGGCAGAGGACGUGGUAGUAGAGCUUCAAGAUCGUAUCAACGAUAUGGAGUCCAUUUUUGAGCAGGUCAUUGUACAACGGGAUUCAAUCUUCGCCAUCUCAGACGCUACUGUCGUCAUCCAUCGUCACCUUUCGAAACUUGCAUCAACACGUCUACCUCGCUUCAUUGCGCAAGCGCAUAACUUCACGCGCGUCUGGAAUGAAGAACAUGAGCGCAUCAACUCGGGCCUGACGGAGCUAUCCGACCUUCAUGCUCUGUACGAAGGAUUCCUCAAUGCAUAUGACAGCUUGAUUCUGGAGGUCACUCGCCGAGCCCACGUUCGAAAGCGCGUGGAUAAGAUUUUGCAUGAUACCCAACACAAGUUGACACAACUUUACGAACACGAUGUCGCCUCUCGGGAAGCUUUUCGUGUCGAACAAGGCGAUUUCUUGCCCUCGGACAUCUGGCCUGGGAUUGGCCGGGCGCCGAUGCAGGUGAAAUUCCUCCGUCUUUCGGGUGGCCAACUCGAAGGCGCUCUCACGGCUGAGGAGAACACUAAAGACCGAGGGGUCGACACUAGUGCUGAUGCCCAAAUCACCACUCCUGAAGAUCUCGCUGAAGGUGAAGUCAUCCCAUCUCUCCCGAAGGAUAUCAUUGAAAGAGCGUAUGCGCGAGUCAAGGCAAGAACGCGCGAUCUUGUGAAGGAAUAA